Molecule: messenger RNA, 1569 nt
Organism: Didymosphaeria variabile
Lineage: Eukaryota; Fungi; Ascomycota; Dothideomycetes; Pleosporales; Didymosphaeriaceae
Exons: 1
Coding region: 1-1569 (522 amino acids)
Source: RefSeq, a predicted model, not a curated record
AUGGCGCCCGCUGCAGAGCUGGCACGUCCGCCCAGGAUACCGAAACUAACCUAUCGUAAUCGCUUGCCCACUGACGACCUUUCCCUCAUUUCCCGAACCUCGUCUGCCUCUACUGAUAUACCUAACAACGACACAUCCGCAGACCAGCGCUUGUCUACGCCGACUUGUACACCAGUCUCAACGCUAGACUACGACUGCAGAAGCACAACAUCGUCCAAAUCCGCCAGCCUGGCGUCUUCCGAUGAAUCAAUCUCCCGCGAGUCCAAGGCGUCGUCGGCGAAGAAGAGGAAGAAUGGCGUCCUCAACUUCCUCACUCUGAAAGAGCCAUCGCAGAUUGCACUGGAUCAAUUCGCCGAUGCACAGCGAAAACAGACAGCAGCAAAAAGCGGCCAGUCGACACCUGUCGGCCGCCACGGAAUCUCUCCGCAGAAGCUGCCACCCACCGUUCCCAAGGUCAAUUCAAAGUGGGACGGCGUACCGGAAUCUCUGAAAUCCUCGCGAAAUUCCAUCACGUCGAGCAAGAGGGCGAGCACAAUAAGCAGCACAUCAUCCCAAAGUUCGCCAUCAAGUCACACAAUUCGCAAUCCUACGAUAAACUCCUCCACAAUCUCUGUCGCGACGCACGACAGCCGAGGGCCUCCGAAUUCUCUGGCUUCACCAAUGCACUCAGCAAUCGAUGUCAGCGAGUACACUCCUACCAAACUUCCUCCGCGGGCAGACUCGCCUUCAUCUGCCUCGCUACCGGAAAUAACGUACUUUUUUCCGGCUGAUCCGAGCUCUUUGGGUGCUUCACCAGUCUCUAGUGCAGAACAACCUUGGAGUUCACCUCCUCGCCUGGACCAGGAUUCGUCUCAGGCCUUCGUCACUGACUUUGAUGAGAAGCUUUCCAUUUCUGGACCAGACACGGUAACCUCUGAUGAGGUGAAUGCAAUCUUCAGGCGGUUGAAAGGUGCAGCCGGAGAGCCCCAAGGCGUCUAUUUCGGUGCAGAAGAUGAAGAUCCGGAUGUCCCUGACACACACGACUUCCUCUUCGACGUGAACCCUAUCAUGAACACGCCACCGCCAAGAACCUCAUCACACCAAGCUCCCGCGCAACCGGCCCCACCUGUACUGGUCCCACAUUACGUUCCCACUCGAAGACCUACAGCCAAUUUCUCGCGACCACGUCCAAACCAAACAGUCUCAAACCCGCCUCGACCUAGCCCAUAUUCAUAUAAUCGGAAAUUCAGCGCCCCGGUGUUACCCACACUCUACGAGGCUUCUAUAGCCAGCAUAGACGAUACGGACGCGGCUUCCGAUACGACUGAAAUAGGGCGAACCGACACUCGUGGGAGCACGGACAGCACCGAAUCUCUCUCGGCGCCUUCCAUCGCACCUUCAACGGCCCCUUCAGUUGCAACCUCUUUCACGCCCUCAGUGAUGUCGGCUUCCUGGUACCGCUCUUCUCGGGAACGGCUGGGCCUGGGUGGACGCAUUCGAAAGAGUGACGUCCUGCCGUGGGAACAGACGGAGCAGGUGCGUCGAGGUAAGCCCAAGAAGAGCCGUUUGUCUGUCUUCUCGCGGGGCUAG